UUUGACCGAUGGUUAUGUUCGGUUAUUGAUAAAUGUACUGCUAUUUAUAGCAACACCUAUUCAUGAUGGAAUGAGGACACCUAUGGGUGACCGAGCAUGGAAUCCAUAUACUCCAAUGAGUCCUCCAAGGUACAACUGGGAAGAUGGAAAUCCAGGCUCUUGGGGAAGUCCACAGUAUCAGCCCUCCAUCACGACCAUAUGAAGCCCCGACUCCUGGUGCUUGUUGGGCUAGCACACCCGGUGGAAAUUAUAGUGAAGCUGAAAAGUUCAGCCUACGGUAGCACUACUUCCUGUCCUUUCAAAAAAUAGUAAUUGCUGAAAUGACAAAUGGGGGAGUGGAUCGUGCUGUUGAAUGUACUGGCAGCAUCCAGGCCAUGGUGAGAGCAUUCGAAUGUGUUCACGAUGGUUGGGGUGUUGCUGUACUUGUUGGAGUGCAAAACAAAGAUGAUGCAUUCAAAACUCAUCCAGUGAAUUUUUUGAACGAGAGGACUCUUAAGGUUACCUUUUAUGGUAACUACAAACCUCGCACUGAUCUUCCUUCAGUUGUGGAGAAAUACAUGAAUGGGGAAUUGGAACUGGAGAAAUUCAUCACUCACACCGUUCCAUUCUCAGAAAUUAACAAAGCUUUUGAUUACAUGCUGAAAGGAGAGUCCAUCAGAUGCCUACUGUAAAAUAAAGGAUGACAUAGUUCCUGUGGAGGGACUUUGUUCUCUUUCUGGUUAUCAAAAGAAGAAAAUAAAGAUUAUGUAUAAUUAAUCCCUUUUUGGAUUAUUGAAUCUGUGAGAAUUUGU
This is a messenger RNA of Vigna umbellata (rice bean), 791 nucleotides long. The record is from RefSeq and is a predicted model, not a curated record. Lineage: Eukaryota; Viridiplantae; Streptophyta; Magnoliopsida; Fabales; Fabaceae.